This is a messenger RNA of Engraulis encrasicolus (European anchovy), 1370 nucleotides long. Its product is annotated as serpin I2-like. Gene Ontology annotation, molecular function: serine-type endopeptidase inhibitor activity. Gene Ontology annotation, biological process: negative regulation of endopeptidase activity. Bases 1 to 1287 code for a protein of 428 amino acids. The transcript is spliced from 9 exons. The record is from RefSeq and is a predicted model, not a curated record. Lineage: Eukaryota; Metazoa; Chordata; Actinopteri; Clupeiformes; Engraulidae.
AUGCUGGUGCUGUUGUUGACAAUUCUGACACUGUGGGCUCCGGCUACUACUGGUGGUGGUGGUGAUGGUGAUGCCACCCAGCCAGGUCCCACCCCUGACUCCACCACCACUGCCUUGGCCCUCAGCCUGUUCCGGGCCGUGUCCGCCUCUGCGCCCGGUGAAAACGUGGUGCUGUGUCCCCUUGGCCUGAUCCAGAUGCUGGCGCAGCUACAGCUGGGGGCGAGGGGGAGCACGCUCCAACAGCUGAGGAAAGCCAUGCACCCUGUGGACAUCCACGACGAGACAUCCCGUGUCCUUUUCCAGAAGGAGGCUGAGGCCAUCAUGUCCCCACAGCGGACCAGCGAGCAGCAGCAGCAGCAGUCGUUCCACAUGUCCAUGGCCAGCGCCCUGUUCCUGCAGAAGGGCUUCCCCAUGAGCGAGGCCUUCCUGCAGGCUAGCGCUGCCCACCUCCAGGCCUCCCUCAGCCAUGUGGACUUCUUCCAUCCCCACAAGGCCGCGCAGGACAUUAACUCAUGGGUGGAGAGGCAGACCAAUGGUAAGAUCUGGCAGCUGUUCUCCGCGGAUGACUUUGGCCCGCUCAGCCGUCUGGCGGUGGCUAACGCUGUGUACUUCAGGGGCUCCUGGCAGCAAGGCUUUCCCCCGGAGAACACCGCCCUGGGGGCCUUCACCAGGACCGAUGGCUCAGUCACCAAUGUCCCCAUGAUGUAUCACAGGCUCCAGGCCAAUAUCGGUUACUUCCCCCAUGGGGAUGGGGAGGUGCGGGUGCUGGAGCUGGGCUAUGGAGAUGGAGAAGGGGAGGCGGAGGCCAGUCUCAUCGUGCUGCUGCCCGACUCCGCACAGGGCCUCCCUCAGCUGGAGAGAGACCUCACUAUGGAGCUGCUCAACACCUGGAUGGCCCAGACAGAGGAGGAGGAAGUGGAGGUUCACCUACCCAAGUUUAAGGUGACCCAGAGAGUGGACCUGGAGAAGGCCCUGAGAUCCAUGAACAUCACAGAGGUCUUUGACCCCGCUGGUGACCUCUCAGGGAUGACAGAGGCGGGCCAGUUGCACGUCUCCAAGGCUGUCCAGAGCACCUUUAUUGAGGUCAACGAGGAGGGAAGCGAGGCGGCCGCCGCCACAGGAGGAGCAGCUGCUGUCAUCAUGAGCCUGCCUAGCCAUCGCUUCUCAGCUGAUCGCCCCUUCCUCUUCCUCAUACGCCAUCGCCUCACAGGAGCGGUGCUGUUUGCGGGCCGUGUUCUGCAGCCAGAGCUGAUGGAGACCCGGGGAAGAGACACGCUGGCCCUCUGAGGAAUCACCUCCCAUAAUUCUAAUAACCAGCAUAAAAAAACACUUACAAUGCACACAACACGCCCCUGGGGAGAAAGAAAAAA